Messenger RNA from Larimichthys crocea (large yellow croaker), 1489 nucleotides. It is a transcript of the gene eif4a3, whose product is annotated as eukaryotic translation initiation factor 4A3. Gene Ontology annotation, molecular function: RNA helicase activity; nucleic acid binding; ATP binding. The coding region runs from base 129 to 1349 and encodes 406 amino acids. Lineage: Eukaryota; Metazoa; Chordata; Actinopteri; Sciaenidae. The record is from RefSeq and is a predicted model, not a curated record. The transcript is spliced from 12 exons.
UCAUGUGCCCAGUCGCUCCCAGGACACGUCAUCAGCGCGACACGUGCUUGGUGUUAGCAGUUAGCCGUUAGCAGCGCGCGGAGCGGAGCGUUCACCGGAUCACGGAUCAUCAGCGGAGCGUGAAGAAGAUGGCAGCUGCCGGGACACAGGGCAGGAAGAGGCUCCUGAGAGAGGAGGACAUGACCAAGGUGGAGUUUGAGACCAGCGAGGAGGUGGACGUCACCCCCACCUUUGACACCAUGGGCCUGCGGGAGGACCUGCUCCGCGGCAUCUACGCUUACGGUUUCGAGAAGCCUUCAGCCAUCCAGCAGAGAGCCAUCAAACAGAUCAUCAAAGGCAGAGACGUCAUUGCUCAGUCCCAGUCCGGUACUGGAAAGACAGCCACCUUCUGUGUGUCUGUGCUGCAGUGUCUCGACAUCCAGGUGAGGGAGACCCAGGCGCUGAUCCUCGCUCCAACCAGAGAGCUGGCUGGACAGAUUCAGAAGGUGCUGCUGGCUUUGGGAGACUACAUGAACGUCCAGUGUCACGCCUGUAUCGGGGGCACCAACGUGGGCGAGGACAUCCGGAAGCUGGACUAUGGUCAGCACGUGGUGGCAGGAACACCUGGACGCGUGUUUGACAUGAUUCGUCGCAGGAGUCUGAGGACUAGAGCCAUCAAGAUGCUCGUCCUGGACGAGGCUGAUGAGAUGCUGAACAAAGGGUUUAAGGAGCAGAUCUAUGAUGUGUACCGGUACCUGCCUCCGGCCACACAGGUGGUUCUGAUCAGCGCCACGCUGCCUCAUGAGAUUCUGGAGAUGACCAACAAGUUCAUGACCGACCCGAUCCGCAUCCUGGUCAAACGUGAUGAGCUGACCCUGGAGGGGAUCAAACAGUUCUUUGUUGCUGUGGAGAGAGAGGAGUGGAAGUUUGACACUCUGUGUGAUCUGUACGACACUCUGACCAUCACACAGGCCGUCAUCUUCUGUAACACCAAGAGGAAGGUGGACUGGCUAACAGAGAAGAUGAGGGAGGCCAACUUCACAGUGUCCUCGAUGCACGGAGACAUGCCACAGAAAGAAAGGGAGUCCAUCAUGAAGGAGUUCAGAUCAGGAGCCAGUCGUGUUCUGAUCUCAACCGACGUCUGGGCUCGAGGUUUAGACGUUCCUCAAGUUUCUCUGAUCAUCAACUACGACCUGCCCAACAACAGAGAGCUGUACAUCCACAGGAUUGGUCGGUCCGGGCGUUAUGGUCGUAAGGGUGUGGCCAUCAACUUUGUGAAGAACGAUGACAUCAGGAUCCUGCGGGACAUCGAGCAGUACUACUCCACCCAGAUCGACGAGAUGCCCAUGAACGUGGCUGAUCUGAUCUGAACUGGAUGACAUCACGCUGGAGCCCCGCCCCUUUAUUUCCUUUUUUUUUAAAUAUAGUUUUAGACUUUUUCUUCAUCUGUUGACAUGAAAACAACCGUAACAUUUGUUUUUGUAAAUAAAGUUCUUUUGGUUCCACACAU